GAGUUGACAUUCCAAUUCUCUGGACGGAUUGCAGUGAUACAUCUGUCUGAUGAACGUCCCAUAAGCACUGUUCCUAGCAACACUGCCCGUCUGCGAGCCCUCCUCAGGAUGCGCCCCCUUUCCCUCUUCCAUGCGCACGCGUAUGACCGCCUGAUCUACUUUCGUCUUCAACAGGAUCAGCUAAUUCUCGCCAUUAUAUCUAUUAGUUCUCAUCGUUAUGGUGUUGAACAGGUUCGAUGAGGACCCGCAUAUUCCCAGUCACCGUUUGCCGCCGCCGGCGACUAGCACAAUCUCUUUGUAUCGUCCUUCAAGCAAUCCGCAGCCCGAUUCGAGCGAUACGGGUUCCAUCAGCCUUAGCACAGACACGGGGGACACCACGACGGGGACCUCUCUCAUCCAGGCCACUACCGGCGAUAGUCCAACAUCAUCCUCGCUCCUUACCACAAUCAACCCAUCCUCACCUGCAAGCGCAGGCACAGCGCAGACCGGAGCAUCCGCCCCCGCCCCCAGUCUCCCCAGUUCGCUCACCCAGACCUCUGGCUUUACCCUACGACCAUCCUCCUCCCCAGCCUUCAGCGUCUCUCCCAGCACCGCAGCCGACGCCAGCACCUCUGCGCGGCGCGCCAACGCGGGCGCCAUAGCCGGCGGGGUCGUCGGCGGGCUGCUCGGUCUGUUACUUCUGCUCGGCCUUCUCUUCUGGUUCCUCCGCACCCGCCGGCGGCGGAAGAUCGCGCCAUCCUCCGAGUUCAUGGCCCGCCCGGGCGGUGGCUCUACCUCCUUCUCUUUCACCAACCGCCCCUCCGUGCUCGACGACCCGGACCCACCCCCGCCGUUCUUGCGGGGAACGUUCACAGACCCGAUCGCGGAGAAGGUGCGCGAGGCGGAGGGGCAUCGCUCUCUGUGGCGCGGGCCCAACAGUGAUACGGAGUCGGGGCAUGGGCGUUGGCAUUAUGGGCCGCGCCAGGAUGCUGAGGACCCGGAGGGUAUACCUGUGACCUCGCCUUCGACGGAGCGCUCUGCACGAUCGGAAAGGAGUUUCCUGAUACUGUGAGGGUUGUAUUUACGUACUUCUUGGUAAUGGAGGUCUCGUAGCCAUGUAUGGGCGCGUGUAGCAGUUAUUUGUAACACCAGGUGUUGUAUCGAAAUCCGACUUCGAUGGUGCAGGAACAUGUAUACAAAGAGGUGGAGGUAUCGCUACAUACGGGAGGUG
Messenger RNA from Rhodofomes roseus, 1210 nucleotides. RefSeq lists its product as uncharacterized. Lineage: Eukaryota; Fungi; Basidiomycota; Agaricomycetes; Polyporales; Fomitopsidaceae. The transcript has 3 exons. The record is from RefSeq and is a predicted model, not a curated record. Bases 218 to 1051 code for a protein of 277 amino acids.